Molecule: messenger RNA, 1452 nt
Organism: Helobdella robusta
Lineage: Eukaryota; Metazoa; Annelida; Clitellata; Rhynchobdellida; Glossiphoniidae
Exons: 10
Coding region: 1-1452 (483 amino acids)
Source: RefSeq, a predicted model, not a curated record
AUGCCUCGUUAUGAACAAUAUGUUAGCGCUGGAUCUAAUCAUCCAAAUAACUCUCCUUCCGUUAUCAUCAUUCUCCUCACCAUCGUUGUUGAACUCUUUGGUGCCAGUACUGAACUUCUCCAACUUAACUUCAUGUUUCCAGAGCCUCCGGAUGAAUUCAACAACACCACCCACCACCAAUCUGAAGAACCCCAACGAUCUCUCUGUCGGUAUAAACUGCCGGGUCAGGCUGCCUGUCAAGGGUUCAAUGUUCGAUUUGAUUCAGGGAUGUGCGAGUUGUAUCGAUUCCAAUCGGUUUAUUUUGCACAACAGUUCGGAUGUGUUUAUCACGCGUUGAAACCAGUAAAUAGAAAAGGCAUCGUUGUAACACCAGUAUAUCCCUACCAACAGUUGCUCAACAAACCACCUCCACCUAAAAACAAACCAACACCAACUUUCACCUUUCUGGUUCAAAUAAAACUCAAGCCAGACUCAACUGCCUUCAACAAAUCUUGGUCUCAGUUCAAAGUCGGUUUUUCGGAUCCAAGUUUGUCGGUAUCAUCGAGCAACACUUCGGAUAAUAACGAUUCCGGGGUUAAGGAUAAAAUGAGUGUCAGAUUUUGCGGUACUACAUCUUGGGAUGCCUAUUGGAUAGGUAAUGAGUUAUUGUACCAGCUGACGAACAAAUAUACAUGCAGCCUCCAUGUUUAUCUCUCCGUCAACGAUUCUGGAAGAGAGGAACUUUACUAUUCACAUUACGACCGCAUGGUUGUCGGGGGGCAGACUGUUAACUACCAAUUGAUCACUUUGAACUACUUCGGUGGAAAUCUGAGCACAGCUACUGGUCUCUCGUCCAGGGAGGGGAGGUACUUCUCGACGUAUGACGAUGACAACGAUCCAGACUCCAAUGUUAACUGUGCUCUCGCCUACGCAGCAGAACACGAUGUUCAGAGGUCAAACCAUCUGAUCACAAGUGCAAUCUACCAAAUUUCACAAUACCAAGUGCCAAAAAACAAGAGCGUUCAAAGAAGUGACGAUGUUGAUUCAAUAGAUGAAAAUGACGUCACUGAUGUUGAUGACGUCACUGACUUUCCAUCAUUUGAUCCAUAUCCUGACGAGGCGGAUUCCAAUGAUGACGUUGAAACUCUGCUCAUUUUGCUGCUGUUUACUGGAAGAGAGGAACUUUACUAUUCACAUUACGACCGCAUGGUUGUCGGGGGGCAGACUGUUAACUACCAAUUGAUCACUUUGAACUACUUCGGUGGAAAUCUGAGCACAGCUACUGGUCUCUCGUCCAGGGAGGGGAGGUACUUCUCGACGUAUGACGAUGACAACGAUCCAGACUCCAAUGUUAACUGUGCUCUCGCCUACGCAGCAGAACACGAUGUUCAGAGGUCAAACCAUCUGAUCACAAGUGCAAUCUACCAAAUUUCACAAUACCAAGUGCCAAAAAACAAGAGCGUUCAAAGUUAA